Molecule: messenger RNA, 1441 nt
Organism: Acipenser ruthenus (sterlet)
Lineage: Eukaryota; Metazoa; Chordata; Actinopteri; Acipenseriformes; Acipenseridae
Product: mRNA decay activator protein ZFP36-like
Exons: 2
Coding region: 128-1264 (378 amino acids)
Molecular function (GO): mRNA binding; metal ion binding
Source: RefSeq, a predicted model, not a curated record
UAGGCUUGUGCUGGUUACAGGCAAAUAACACUGAGACUGAACUGCAGGCGAAACUUUUAACUAGAAGUUACAAACCGCCUUGGAUUGGUUUUUUUUUGGGGGGUGCUUACAAAAUAAAAAGAAGAAAAUGUCUGAAAGAUUCGAUGAACAAUUUUUGAUGAACAUUCUAAACAUGACUUUGAACGAAUCAUACAGCCGGGAGCAGCAACCGGUGAAACCUAUCGGAGCCCAAAUCAGUAGUAACACCUUGACUUCAUCUUACCAACUCUCCAGCUACGACAAAGUCAAUAGUGCUGAACAGCUCGAUGACGCCCCCUGCUGGCCGUUCGACAGCAGCCCUUGGAGCCAGCCGGAACCCAAAAAGAGACUUACUCAGUUCAGGACUGACCGAUCCGUGAGCCUGACAGAGAAUAGCAUUUCGGGAUUUGGAGGGGCCAAGACUCUAGCUGUCCCUCCACCCCCUGGAUUCCCACCUCUGAGUGCCCAGACACCCCUCCCGUCCAACCGCUACAAGACGGAGCUCUGUCGCAGCUAUGAAGAGAGCGGCAUCUGCAAGUAUUUGAGCAAAUGUCAAUUUGCCCAUGGAGCAAGCGAGCUGCGAAGCCUAAACCGUCACCCCAAAUACAAAACAGAGAUGUGCCGUACUUUCUACAACUUCGGCUACUGCCCUUACGGACCACGCUGUCACUUUAUCCACCAGGAAAGGCUUUCUUCUUCUUCAAACGACGUGCAACUAAACCAAACCCCGCAGCCUCAGCAGCAACCGCGCAUGUUCCGCCAGAGUGUCAGUUUUGCAGGUUUUCUGGGUUCAAGAAGCUCCCCUCCUCCCUCUCUCCAAGACCCCCUGGGCUUCUCACGUGCCCCGUCAGUGUCCCCGCCUCCUGCGGAUCUGCAUUCUCCAGUCUUUACUCGGACCGGCGACGCUGCGUUACAGCCGACCAAGAACGCGUUCCAGUUUGGCAAAAGCCAUCAGAGCCUGGGCGAAAUCAACCGCGCUCCGCGUAUUCUGGAGACUAGCAACAGCUCCCGCAGCCUGUGUGCCGUCGGGAAAAAAUUCCAGACCACCCUCGACAAAAUGAGUCCGAAAGACGACCAAAAUGUAUUCAUUCCACACCCAAACCUCCAGCGUUGCGCCUCAGAAGAUUCGCUCUCUGACCGGGACAGUUACAGCUCAGACAGCCUCAGCGGCUCCGAAUCCCCUACCUUUGAUAGCACGGGGAACAAACGCCUUGUAGUUUUUACUCGUUUGUCAGUUUCCGACUGAACAAACACAUCAGCAAAAAGAAAACAAAAAAGACUUAAAUUAAAAGCAGAAUGAUUGAUGAUGAUGAUACAUAAACACUUUAUAUACAAUAUUUAUAUAUUAAUAAUUACUGCUCAUUUAAAUGUUUUUUUUGGUACACAAUCUUAUAAUAAAAAAGCUUUAUUUUUUAUAAAUAUA